AUGGUCAUUGUUUUGCCUGGAUUAUUUAUGAUCCAAGAAUCACCAGCAGAAUUAAAAUAUUUUUUGAAUGGCCCAAACACUGUUCUGUCGAGAGGUUGCAAUUUGUGUGAACAAUGGGGAGGAAAAGAUAGCAUAAUGAUGCCAUUAUUUUUUGCAAAAUUAAGAUCCUCAAUACUCAAAUGCGAUCCAUGGUCCAAUAAUAAUAAUACAGGUCGUUCUGUUGUACUUUUUACAUGGUUAUGGAAGCGUUUAAGAAAUAAGAUAAAGUCUUCUUCUUGCAUCAAACCAGAAGGAUUAGCUGAACCUUUGGAACCUGGUGGACCGUUUGCUAGAAAAUGA
Molecule: messenger RNA, 339 nt
Organism: Macrosiphum euphorbiae (potato aphid)
Lineage: Eukaryota; Metazoa; Arthropoda; Insecta; Hemiptera; Aphididae
Source: the annotation of a GenBank genome assembly